Messenger RNA from Danaus plexippus (monarch butterfly), 6379 nucleotides. It is a transcript of the gene Col4a1, whose product is annotated as collagen alpha-1(IV) chain. The coding region runs from base 113 to 5572 and encodes 1819 amino acids. The record is from RefSeq and is a predicted model, not a curated record. Gene Ontology annotation, molecular function: extracellular matrix structural constituent. The transcript is spliced from 12 exons. Gene Ontology annotation, cellular component: collagen trimer. NCBI's taxonomy places the organism in Eukaryota, Metazoa, Arthropoda, Insecta, Lepidoptera, Nymphalidae.
GUCAGGCGCGGGGCGGGGGCUCAGAGACCGCCGCCCGAGCGCUCCUCUUUCCUUAGUAUCCCGGCUCAAACGGCGCGCGCGCACGGGACACUGGCGCAGCGCGCUUUGGGCCAUGGCGGUCCACGUACUUUGGUUGCUGGUUUUGGUGACAUUUGGUGGAGUUAAUACGCAACGAAACGAAUAUGAAAGAGGAGACGUCGAAGAAAAUAAUAUUUAUGAUAAUCAAGACUGGAUGUAUCAGAAUAGUUACAAUCCGCAACCAACAAUAAAUUCAUACUAUGGUUUAUCUAGAAGGCAGGACUUACCGACACCCUCUGCCCCCCCUUCUCCUCCACCGGAAAGAGUACAGCCCUCAAGAAGUUUUGGACAAAACUUUGCUGUGUAUGACCCAGUAACUCGUCAGCGGACAAAUGCAUUUGAUCGUAAUUGUACGGCCCCUGGCUGCUGUGUACCAAAAUGUUUUGCAGAAAAGGGUAGUAGGGGUUUCCCAGGAAUGCGGGGACCACCUGGAAUCACAGGUCUACCAGGACACGUUGGCGCUGAAGGUCCACAGGGACUUAAGGGUCAAAAAGGUCAAGAUGGACCACAAGGUCCACGGGGUCCGCGAGGAGAAAAGGGUAAACCUGGAGCUCAAGGAUUUAUAGGCUUAGCAGGACCACCAGGUCCUCAAGGAGAACCUGGUAUGCCAGGGAUUCCUGGACGUGAUGGUUGUAACGGAACUGAUGGAGAACCUGGAAUGGUGGGGAUCAAAGGUUCACAGGGUCCACGUGGAUUUGCUGGGCCUAAAGGUAACAAGGGUGAUAAAGGAGAGCCGGCUUAUAUGGGUCGAUACCCAAAAGGUGAAAAAGGAGAACCUGGAGCUGAUGGUUUACAAGGCCAAUCUGGCCCAGCUGGACCAACAGGUCCUCCAGGUUUGGCUGGUCCCAAAGGAAUGACUGGACCUAUGGGACCACCUGGAUAUAAAGGUGAUAAAGGUCCUAAAGGAUCUAAAGGACAAUCUAUUCAAGGUGAUAAAGGAGACCGAGGUGACAAAGGUGACAGAGGACCCGGUUGUCCAUCAACAACGUUACCUUCAUUGGAUAAUAAAGGAGCAAUAAAAGGUGUCAAAGGUGAUAUGGGAUCAAAAGGUGAAAAGGGAGAACCUGGGAGAAUGGGUGAAAAGGGAGAAACAGGUCCAAUGGGGGAACCUGGCUUGCCUGGAUUAAUGGGCAUUAAAGGAGAAAAGGGCUUAAGAGGAAAUCCUGGGGAACGGGGUCGUGAAGGAAUGUAUGGUGAACCCGGACCUAUGGGAAGAAAAGGUGAUAGAGGCAUUGAUGGACUGAAUGGUCUUCCCGGCCGACCGGGUUUGAAAGGAGAACCCGGCAGGGAUGGAGCAACAGGUCUAAUGGGCUUAAAAGGAGUGCCAGGUCCACCUGGUGGUCGAGCUGGAGCACGAGGUCCACCUGGGCCACCAGGUCCUCGGGGCUAUAUCGGCGUUGCUGGUGCACCAGGGUCUAGUGGUAGGCCCGGAGAAAAUGGAUUACCAGGACCUAUGGGUCCAAGAGGUGGACAGGGAGAACCAGGUGACACAGGCAUUGAAGGUCCAGCAGGUCAAAAAGGAGAAAAAGGAGAACCUGGUCUUGAUGGCUUGCCUGGAGAAAUAGGUCAACGAGGAUAUGAUGGACCCAUUGGUCCUCAAGGACCUAGGGGACUAAAAGGAGAAGAAGGUCAAUCAAUUCCUGGUGACAAGGGAAACAGUGGCCAACCAGGAAUUCCAGGAGAUAAGGGAGCCAAGGGCGAAAGAGGUUAUCCAGGAUUACGAGGUACACCUGGAAACUCUACAUUAGGUACACCAGGAAGUCCCGGAGAAAUGGGUCCACCUGGUGAAAAAGGUGAAAAAGGAACUCCUGGGUACGAUGGAAUACCUGGUAAUCCUGGACAAAAAGGUGACAUUGGAGGACGGUGUAACGAAUGUCGACCUGGAAGUAUGGGCGAAAAGGGAGACCGCGGUGCUGAUGGUCUACCUGGUGAACGGGGUGAACGAGGUCACAUCGGACCCAUCGGGAUGACCGGGGAGCGUGGUGCUGACGGUAUGAAUGGAAUGCCUGGAGCUGCUGGAGCACCGGGUGAACGUGGAUUGGACGGACCAAUAGGACCACCAGGAAUGAGGGGAGCAGAUGCAAUGAUACCGUCCAAUUUAGUAAAAGGACCUCCCGGAGAAAGAGGUGAACCAGGAGAAAAAGGAAACAUGGGACCCAAGGGUGAAAGAGGACCUGAUGGAAUAAUGGGUGAUCGUGGAUUAAAUGGCAUGCCCGGACAGAAGGGUGACAUGGGUAGAAUGGGACCUUCUGGUAUAGAUGGCACACCUGGUAGUGAUGGAAUACCGGGACGGCCAGGAAUGAAAGGCAUGUCCAUCAAAGGUGAAAAAGGAAUAUCUGGUGAUCAGGGUGAAAAAGGUGACAAAGGAUUUUCUGGAAGACCAGGACUUAAAGGUGAACCUGGUCAAUGUCCCAAUGAGUUAAAAAUUCGCACAAAGGGAGAAAAAGGCAACCCUGGCGUUCCAGGACCACAAGGACCAUUAGGUAUGAAGGGUGAAAAAGGUAAUCAAGGGCCAUUCGGUUUUACUGGUCCAAAGGGAGAGAUGGGUUUACCAGGACGAGCUGGACCGGUAGGUCCACGUGGUCUUCCGGGUUUCAAAGGCGAUAAAGGUGAAAUGGGUUCAAUGGGAUUUCCGGGAACACCAGGGGAUUUAGGCCCUAGAGGUUUUCCAGGGUUACCAGGAUUAAAAGGAGACAAAGGUGAGAUUGGUCCUUCUAUGCCUGGACCACCUGGACCUGCUGGAUUAAAGGGAGAUAAAGGAGAACAAGGUCCAAGAGGUCAACCUGGAAUAGAAGGAAAGGAUGGUCCUCCAGGAUUAGCUGGCUUACAAGGUGAAAAAGGUGAUAUGGGAUUAAUAGGAAGGCAAGGUUAUCCAGGACCUAUUGGAUUAAAGGGCGAACCGGGUCCUAUAGGACCAUCCGGAGUUCCGGGCAUUCCUGGUACGCCAGGAAGAGAUGGACCUAAAGGUCAACAAGGAUUUCCCGGUCCACCUGGUAAACCUGGUGUAAUUGGCUUACCUGGACAAAAAGGUGAACCAGGUAUUCAAGGUCCAGAUGGCCCGAAAGGUUUCCCAGGACCUCGUGGUCAUGUUGGUAUGCAAGGGCAAACUGGUCUUGAUGGAAGUCCCGGUGAAAAAGGAGAUAAGGGUGAUAUAGGAUUCCCGGGUGAGCCUGGUAGACCUGGUCUUGAUGGACCUAGAGGAUUAGCUGGUGCACCUGGUGAGAAAGGUGAUAUAGGUUUCCCAGGAAACCCUGGGUUGAAUGGAUUUAUUGGACCAGCUGGCCCAAGAGGUGAUAUAGGCUUCAAGGGUUCCAGGGGACCAAAAGGAGAACCUGGUUUAGCUUCAGAAAAGGGAGAAAAAGGAGAUCAAGGUUUUCCAGGAUUACCUGGUGUUGAUGGAAGACCUGGGCAAGAUGGAGAAAAAGGUGACAAAGGUUUCCCUGGCUAUCCAGGUCAAGGCAUUCCAGGAAGUCAAGGUGAAAAGGGAGAUGCAGGUUUGCCUGGAAAAAUGGGUUUUCCUGGUAUUCCUGGCGAUAAAGGCGACCGAGGCUUUCCAGGACUGGCAGGUUUAAAGGGAGAAAGAGGCCCUGCAGGCAAAGACGGUUUGCCAGGAAUGCCGGGAAGAGAUGGCAGUCCUGGUGCUCCAGGCCAAGAUGGUUUACCAGGAAUGGAUGGCGAAAAGGGUGAAAGAGGUGAUCGAGGAUUACCAGGUCGUGAUGGUCUUGAUGGAUUGAAAGGUGACCAGGGUAUUGCUGGACCACCAGGGCCAAUAGGACCAAUGGGUUUUCCGGGUCCUAAAGGAGACAUUGGUUUACCUGGGCCAUCUAUAAAUAUCAAAGGUGAAAAGGGAGAUAUAGGUUUUCCCGGUAUUACUGGACUUCAAGGAGAUAAGGGUGAUCGAGGUAGAGAUGGCUUCCAAGGUCUACAAGGGGAAAAGGGUGAUCAAGGAUUCACUGGACAAAAGGGUGAAAUGGGUAGAAUGGGCGCCAUGGGCGAAAGAGGUGAAAGAGGUCCAAUUGGACCGACUGGUAUUCCUGGACUCACAGUAAAAGGUGAAAAAGGUUUACCUGGAAAUAACGGAAAACACGGCAGACCUGGCAUGCGCGGUGCUACUGGAGAAAAAGGAGAACAAGGAUUACCUGGACUUCCAGGUCCAAUUGGGCGCUCUGGCAUGCCAGGAACACCGGGACCUAGAGGUGAACCCGGUGAACCAGGAAGUGAAGGAGUCGCAGGACCCCCUGGGUUUGACGGUCCUCCGGGGCUACAAGGUCGUCCUGGCGAAUAUGGUGAAAAAGGUAACAAGGGUGAUAAGGGUGCUGUUGGUUUUGGUUUACCUGGCCCGAAAGGAGACACUGGCUUGCCAGGAUUACCGGGUUUAAAUGGUGAAAAAGGUGAUAAAGGAGAUCAGGGUUUCGAUGGAUUAGUUGGAGAGAUGGGUGAGAAAGGUAACCAAGGAGAAAAAGGUGACAGAGGCUAUCCUGGUCGGCCUGGAAUUCCUGGCCUUGAUGGUGUAAAAGGAGAUAAGGGAGAAGCGGCUGCUAUAGUUUAUGGAAGUAAGGGAGAACCAGGACCAAGAGGUCCUCCUGGAUUGAAUGGUCCACCUGGACUUGACGGAUUACCUGGUCCUAAAGGCUGGGAUGGUGCUCCAGGCAUGAAAGGAGAUAAAGGUUUCCAAGGACCUAUGGGCCCACCAGGCUUACCAGGACCUCAAGGAAUAAUGGGUAUUCAAGGUGAACGUGGUGAAACAGGUCGUAUGGGAUUACAAGGUGUACCUGGAAUACCUGGUGCUCCUUGUGCUACUACAGACUAUCUUACUGGCAUCCUUUUAGUGCGUCAUAGUCAAACAAACAUAGUACCCCAAUGUGAACCCGGACAUAUUAAAUUGUGGGAUGGCUAUUCCUUACUUUACAUUGAUGGAAAUGAAAAGGCUCAUAAUCAAGAUCUGGGAUAUGCUGGAUCUUGUGUAAGAAAGUUCAGUACCAUGCCAUUCCUUUUCUGUGAUCUUAAUGAUGUAUGCAAUUACGCAAGUCGAAAUGAUCGCAGUUAUUGGCUUUCUACAAAUUUGCCGAUACCCAUGAUGCCAGUAAACAAUAAUGAAAUUUCACGAUAUAUUUCAAGAUGUGUUGUUUGUGAGGUUCCAGCCAAUGUCAUAGCUGUUCACAGUCAAACUCUUGAUAUACCUAGUUGUCCAGUGGGUUGGAACUCAUUAUGGAUUGGAUACAGUUUUGUUAUGCACACUGGAGCUGGUGGACAAGGCGGUGGUCAAGCCCUUGCUAGUCCGGGAUCUUGUCUUGAAGACUUCCGAGCGACACCAUUUAUUGAAUGUAACGGUGAAGGUGGUACUUGCCAUCAUUUCGCCAAUAAACUUAGUUUUUGGCUAACAACUAUAGAUGAUAAGAAGCAAUUCGCAAAACCAGAGCGUGAAACUCUUAAAUCUGGACGACUUUUGCAGCGAGUGUCUAGAUGCGCUGUUUGCAUUAAGAAUACCACAUAGUCUAUAGAAAAUAUUAUAGUAUCUAAGUAACUUAAUAAUGUGCGCUGUAACCUUCCGUAGGAUCUAUUUUUUCAGUAACACUUAGUUUUUGUUGACAAUUUUCCAAAUUAAAAUUCGGUACUACAUUAUAAACACAAUUUGGUGAUAAAUAAUUGCGAUGCAUAAUUGUUAAAUAAGUCUUUAAAAAGAUAUAACGUACAUUAUAAUAAUAAAAGCACACCAAAGCAAUAUACCUAUAAUUUAGGUUAAUAUUUUUUAUAAGUAUAUUUUAUUUAAAUAUUCUUUUACAUUUCAAUAUAUUAUAAAAUUUAUAUAUAUUAAUGUACUCCGUAUAGUGAUUACUUGACAUCGUAUGUUCGAAGAAAGUUGUAUAUUGUCACUAGUCACGUCGAAUAUUGUACCUACACUGAACGAUAAAUAUCAAAAUUACAAAUUAAAAAAAAAUUAAAUACUAACAUACAAUAAGAGUACUUAUUUACUUGCUUUUUAAAUCAUUAAGAAAUAUUAUAUGUGCUAUAAUAAUGUUCUAUUUGUAUACUUUCUAAACAGAAACUCACACGUGUUCAGUAUAUUAUUAGCAAGGAAAAUAUGCGAGUAGAUACUCCAGAUUUUACAAAGACCAUAUAAUCAGCACUUAUCACUUUAUAAUAUAAUCAUUUUAUUUGCUUACAUGCCUUAUAGAAAAAGAAAUAUAUUUGUAAAAUUGGUACGAACACUGCCAUUGUAGAUAAUUUAAUGUUACAUAGAUAUUACAAAUACGUCUUAAGUAAGUUACAUUUUUAAUAAAUUUUUAAGAUGAUUAAAAUA